GAUGCUGAUGCUGAACUGGCCAAGCUGGGAGGAAAGAAGAAAGGGAGGGGAGGGGAGAAUCGAGGACGGCCGGCCUAGCCAGGCCAAGAAAGCAAUUGCCCCGGUGGUGGGAGCUGGGAGACCCUUGUGCUUGGACGGGACAGGGUCGGGGGACACCCAGGAUGAGCCCCGCGACCACUGGCACCUUCUUGCUGACAGCUUUUUUAUUAAGCUGUGCUGAUGGCAUAAAUGGAACAGUUAACUGGAAGACCAAACAGGCCAACAGUUUUAUUAUCAGCAGAAAAAUGACUGCUGGGAAGAAAGAUGUGUACACUAUUUUCUCCAAGGUGCACUCUGAUCGGAAUGUCUACCCAUCUGCAGGUGUCCUCUUUGUUCAUGUUUUGGAAAGAGAGUAUUUUAAAGGGGAAUUUCCACCUUACCCAAAACCAGGUGAGAUAAGUAAUGAUCCAAUAACAUUUAAUACAAAUUUAAUGGGUUACCCAGACCGUCCUGGAUGGCUUCGAUAUAUCCAAAGGACACCUUAUAGUGAUGGAGUUCUAUAUGGGUCUCCAACAGCUGAAAAUGUGGGGAAACCAACAAUCAUUGAGAUAACUGCCUACAAUAGGCGUACCUUUGAGACUGCGAGGCAUAAUUUGAUAAUUAAUAUAAUGUCAGCAGAAGACUUCCCGUUACCAUACCAAGCAGAAUUCUUCAUUAAAAAUAUGAAUGUAGAAGAAAUGUUGGCCAGCGAGGUUCUCGGAGACUUUCUUGGGGCGGUGAAAAAUGUGUGGCAGCCUGAGCGUCUGAACGCCAUCAACAUCACGUCGGCCCUAGACAGGGGCGGCAGGGUUCCGCUUCCCAUUAAUGACAUGAAGGAGGGCGUUUAUGUUAUGGUUGGUGCCGACGUCCCAUUUUCUUCUUGUUUACGAGAAGUUGAAAAUCCACAGAAUCAAUUGAGAUGCAGUCAAGAGAUGGAGCCUGUAAUAACAUGUGAUAAAAAAUUUCGUACUCAGUUUUACAUUGACUGGUGCAAAAUUUCAUUGGUUGAUAAAACAAAGCAAGUGUCCACCUAUCAGGAAGUGAUUCGUGGAGAAGGGAUUUUACCUGAUGGUGGAGAGUACAAACCCCCUUCCGAUUCUUUGAAAAGCAGAGACUAUUACACGGAUUUCCUAAUUACACUGGCUGUGCCCUCGGCAGUAGCAUUGGUCCUUUUUCUAAUACUUGCUUAUAUCAUGUGCUGCCGACGGGAAGGCGUGGAAAAGAGAAACAUGCAAACACCAGACAUCCAACUGGUUCAUCAUAGUGCUAUUCAGAAAUCUACCAAAGAACUCCGUGACAUGUCCAAGAAUAGAGAGAUAGCGUGGCCGCUGUCAACACUCCCUGUGUUUCACCCAGUAACUGGGGAAAUCAUGCCUCCUCUACAUGCAGACAAUUAUGAGAGCACUAAUAUGCCGUUGAUGCAAACGCAGCAGAACUUGCCACACCAGACUCAGAUUCCCCAACCGCAGACUACAGGCGAUUUUCGUUUGACAACUUUUCAAAGAUUUGAGGUAAAUGGUAUCCCUGAAGAAAGAAAACUGACUGAAGCAAUGAAUUUGUAAUCAGACAAUAUAGCACUUAUAUCUUAUUUUUUCUCUCUUCCAGUAAUGCAUGAGCUUUUCUGACAUAUGGUAUGCAUGUUGACAGUAUUAAGUAUAUACUAAAUAAUACAGUAUAACAUUCAUUUUACUAAUGUAUUUUUUUUUGUACUUAAGGCAUUUUUGACAAUUUGUAAAACAUUGAUGACUUUAUAUUUGUUACAAUAAAAAGUGAUCUUUAAAAUAAAUAUUAUUAAUGAA
Molecule: messenger RNA, 1817 nt
Organism: Sus scrofa (pig)
Lineage: Eukaryota; Metazoa; Chordata; Mammalia; Artiodactyla; Suidae
Gene: SGCE
Product: sarcoglycan epsilon
Cellular component (GO): sarcoglycan complex; membrane
Source: RefSeq, a predicted model, not a curated record